Molecule: messenger RNA, 589 nt
Organism: Prunus avium (sweet cherry)
Lineage: Eukaryota; Viridiplantae; Streptophyta; Magnoliopsida; Rosales; Rosaceae
Source: RefSeq, a predicted model, not a curated record
UUGCAGGCAAUAUCAUUGCUUGGAGCUCAAAUUUUAGAGCUCAUUGCAGCUCUAGUUCUUCUGCAGAGCACUGCUAAGCCACAAUAUAAGUUUGUGGACUUCUUUAAAGCUAACAAAGUAUCAAAAGAGAGGAGCUGGCUGUUGGCAUCAGCUGUAGGAUUUGGGUUUCUAUUUAUGUUGGUUUUCCUUACUUCCUUCCUUGCUGAUAGUGUUGUUGGGCCCAAGGCUAUAAACAACCCUGUACUCAAAGAAAUCCUGGUAAGCAGCAACAUCUCAAAAGCUGCUUGCGUUCUUGUAUAUUGCAUUGUCACUCCCGUGCUGGAAGAAACUGUUUACAGGGGAUUUUUAUUAGCGUCAAUUUCGUCCACUAUGAAAUGGCAGUCAGCAGUUUUGAUAAGCUCAGCUAUUUUUAGUGCAGCUCACUUGUCUGGUGAGAAUUCCUUACAGUUGUUCAUCAUUGGAUGUGUGCUUGGAUGCUCUUAUUGUUGGACUGGAAACUUGAGAUCUCCCAUUUUAAUACAUUCCCUGUACAACGCCAUGACUCUAAUGAUAACAUUCUUAUCUUGAAUUUCACAUUUAAGUCUCCACA